Sapajus apella (tufted capuchin) is the source of this 7198-nucleotide messenger RNA. Its product is annotated as probable polypeptide N-acetylgalactosaminyltransferase 8. The transcript is spliced from 11 exons. Gene Ontology annotation, cellular component: Golgi apparatus. The record is from RefSeq and is a predicted model, not a curated record. Lineage: Eukaryota; Metazoa; Chordata; Mammalia; Primates; Cebidae. Bases 1974 to 3905 code for a protein of 643 amino acids.
CGGUGAUUGCAGGCAAGAGCCGCCAUGCCCGGCUGGUGUUGGUGUCCAUUGAUAGCCUCUUCUUAUCCAAGCUGAGAUUUUCCUGGUUGUAUAUACGACAAAUGAUUUUCUAUUGCUUCUUGGACAUUCUGAAUAUAACUUUAUGAGACUCUGGAUCCUACAUACAUCUGUUUUAGCAGAUCUUUCAUACACUGCUCUGGUGGGGAAAGGGAGAUGUCAUCUAGUUGCUACCAGGUGGGAGUGGAAGCCCAGGUUCCAUGCUUAGCCUCCACUGACACUUGGUGGAAAGGGCUGCUUCAUUAGUGAUGGGUGACGGGGGGAGUUCAGAUUCCCCACUGGCCUCUGCUGAAGCCACGCUGGCUGAAAAGGGGAGGGCCACUGUUCCUUUACUGACAUCAUGUGGGGACAAUGAUAAACAUGCUGGCUCCCCAGGAGAUCUUCACUAACCCCACCCUGGAGGGGAAAAUGAGGGGUACAGGGGCACACCAUCACAGCUGGGGUGAGGUUGGAAGUCUAGGUUCCCUGCGAGGCCUGUGGAUGGGGUGGGCAUGGCAGUGCAAGAUUUUCAGUGGCAUUUGGCUGGAUUAGGACAGUUGUCUAAACAUUUUCUGUCUUGCUAGGCUUCCCAUUUCCUGUUUCUUUGGUUAGAGAAAGCAGCUUUUCCUUUGGGCUUUCAUUGGCUGUGCCCAUUGGUAUUUGCAAGUUGUUGACUGCUCCCGCAUCCAGCAACUUGGAACUAAUUUCCUAAUAUAUCCAGGAUAUCUGGAGAUCUCUAGUCAGUCUGCCCUCUUCUCUCUACCUUUCAGAGUCUUCUUAGGUUUUUUUGUUUUUUUUUUUUAAUAUAAUGUUUAGAGUUUUCCGUUGCCCUUGUGGGAAGGAACAGAGUUAAAUGUAUGUAUUUCAUCGUGUCUCAGAAGCAGAAGGGAUCGUGCAUUUUUCAUGUGUUUUGAGUCUAAUUUACAGGUGGGAGACUGGGAGACAUUUUCUAUCCCUGCAAAACAGAGGAACUGAUUCCUUUUCAUUUUGUUCAUUUUCAUCCUGUUUUUCCUAAAGCCACAUUUCUUUCCUUUAGUCCACAUGUCCACCUCAGCACAUGUCACCAUAUGUUGUGUUUGAGACCUCGUAAAUAGUCCAAAGAGCCAGGACACGGUGGAAGCUGUGAUUUUGGAGGGAUUGACAGUAGACUGAGAACUUUAAACUUUCAGCCUUGGGGAACAAUUUUAAGUAUUUAUUCUAAAUGAUCAUUAGGUGAUUCGUCCAAAAGGUAUCAUAAGUGUGAGGUGUGGAGGCAAAGGAGUUACUAGAAGCUGGGGCAGAGUGGAAGCCCAGUGUGUGAAGUUGUGCAGGGGACAAGCAAAGGACAGAGACCAGUGAACCAGGGUCAUCCCCUGAGGCUCAACCCCUGGGCACCGCCUCCAGCUCUUCUCCACCUGCUUCUAGGCAGUGAGGCCCCAAGAACAAGCAAGAAAGUCUCUCCUUAAGUUUGUGGAACAAGCAUUUGUUGCACACCUACCAUUAUGUCCAAAGCUGUGUCGAGUUAGGUAAAAAGACAUCUUAGAUCUUUGCCGCCCUCUUAUACCCACAGGACCAGAUCUCACAUGCCCUAUUAGAGUCUCCCAGGUGUUUUUUUCAGGGAGAGAAAACAUUAAAAAUCAAACAAACAUAGAUAUAUAGAGAGAAAAGCCUCUCACCCGGGCAGCCUGAGCUGGCUGCAGGAGCAAGCAUUCCUCUGACUUCUGAGACAGUACAAGGUGUGUCCAGGUGACUUAUGUGUCGCUGGGCAGCUGCCACGCACACUCCUCCACCUGACGCUGCUCAGGGAGAAGCCAGGCAGCUAUAAUAGUGUUCCUGGCAGGAAAACAUCUGGUCUAGCAGGCAGGGUGUCAUUUGUGCAGCUGGGUGGAGACAAAGCUAGGCUGGUCCCGAUUCUUAACCUGCACUGGGAGUGAUGCACUCAGCCCCACAGGGAGUAGAUGAGCCCCAGGCAGAAGAUGUUUUGGAGAAAACUCCCCAAAGCCCUCUGCAUUGGGCUGACUCUGGCCAUUGCUGUCAAUCUCAUUCUGGUAUUUUUUACUAAGGGGACUUUACAAAACCUGUUUAUGGGUGGUCUCCACAGGGAGCUUCCUUUACCUCUGUCUGAGCGCCACGUGGCCGUGAUAAAGAGACUCUCCCACUUGGAGGUGGAAUUGCAGCAUCUGAAAGAAAGUGUGAAAUUGGCUCUGAGGCAACAAGAAAAUGUGAACACCACACUGAAGAGGGCGAAAGAUGAAGUACAACCUGUUCUAAAGGCAGUGGAAGCCACAAUGAAUGAGACAAAGAAGCACAAAACCCACGUGAAACUCUUCCCACACUCACAGCUUUUCAGGCAGUGGGGUGAGGAUCUUUCUGAGGCCCAGCAGAUAAAGGCCCAGGACCUUUUCCAGAGGUUUGGUUACAACGUGUACCUCAGCAACCAGCUGCCUCUCAAUCGCACCAUCCCGGACACUCGAGACGACAGGUGUCUUCAGAAGACGUAUCCUUCCCAACUCCCAUCCCUCAGUGUCAUUCUCAUAUUCAUGGAUGAAGCUCUGUCCAUUAUACAGCGGGCCAUCACCAGUAUUAUCAACCGGACACCAUCUCGAUUGUUGAAGGAAAUAAUCUUGGUGGAUGAUUUCAGCUCAAAUGGAGAACUAAAGGUACACUUGAAUGAGAAGAUUAAACUUUACAACCAGAAGUAUCCGGGACUACUGAAAAUAAUACGGCACCCUGAGAGGAAAGGUCUUGCUCAAGCCCGCAACAGUGGCUGGGAAGCUGCCACAGCAGACGUGGUCGCCAUCUUGGAUGCUCACAUUGAAGUCAAUGUUGGAUGGGCAGAGCCAAUCUUGGCUCGGAUUCAGGAAGACCACACCGUGAUUGUGUCUCCCGUGUUUGACAACAUUCAUUUUGACACCUUUGAACUGGAAAAGUAUCAACUGGCAGUCGAUGGGUUUAACUGGGAACUCUGGUGUCGCUACGAUGCACUGCCACAAGCCUGGAUUGAGCUGCAUGAUGUCACUGCCCCAGUGAAGAGUCCUUCAAUCAUGGGCAUCCUGGCUGCUAACAGGCUCUUCCUGGGAGAGAUCGGGUCUCUGGAUGGUGGAAUGCUCAUCUAUGGAGGAGAGAACGUGGAACUUAGCCUAAGGGUGUGGCAGUGUGGAGGGAAGAUCGAGGUUUUGCCCUGCUCCCGGAUUGGUCACGUAGAGAGACACCACAAGCCCUAUGCCUUGGAUCUGACCCCUGCCUUAAAGCGCAAUGCUCUGCGAGUGGCUGAAAUCUGGAUGGAUGAGCACAAACACAUGGUCUACUUGGCCUGGAACAUACCUCUCCAGAACUCCGGAAUCGAUUUUGGGGACAUUUCUUCCAGAAUGGCACUCCGGGAAAAACUGAAGUGUAAAACUUUUGACUGGUACCUGAAAAAUGUUUACCCACUCUUGAAGCCAAUACACACCAUCAUAGGCUAUGGAACCAUGAAAAACCUAUUGGAUGAAAAUCUCUGCCUGGAUCGGGGAGCCGUUCCAGGCAACACUCCCAUCAUGUAUAACUGCCAUGGAUUCAGUUCACAGUACGUCUACUAUCACCUAACCGGGGAGCUCUAUGUGGGACAGCUGAUUGCAGAGGCCAGUGAUAGUGAUCGCUGCCUGACAGACCCUGGCAAGGAAGAGGGGAAGCCCACCUUAGAACCAUGCUCCGAGGCAGCUACGAAUGGACUGCAUAUACAUUGGGAUUUUAAACAGGGAGGGGCUGUCAUGAACAGGGAUACCAAGCGGUGUCUGGAGAUGAAGAAGGACCCUUCCGGCAGCCACGUGCUUGUGCUCCAGACCUGCACCAUGCAAGUGUGGGAAAUCCAGCACACCAUUAGAGACUGGGGUCAGACUAACAGCCAGUGAUCCUCAGACAGCGCUGGAUCUAGGACAUUAGUUCUUGCAAGUGGAACAGCUUCUACUCCCAACUUCUUUCUCAGUGAGAAAGAAAGUGUGUGUGUGUGUGUGUGUGUGUGUGUGUGUGUCUGUGUGUGUGUGUGUGUGUGUGUGUGUUUAUGGCGACUUCAGGUGGGGCCUGUGCAUGUGCUGGGGUGUCUCUGUUGGGAAAAGGAGAGGAAACUCUGAUGCCUCGUUCCCAGCUUCCCUAGGAAGGUCGUGAUAUACAUCAAAUGCCAUUCUUGGAAACUUGAAAUAACCAGCAUCAUUUGGGGAAAGACAUGUUACGUGGGGAAAGAAAGGGGAGGAUGGAAGUUUAUCUUUGACUUUUGCCCACACUGUUUAGCCUUCCUUCCCAACAGCUACCAUUGCCAUCUGUCCCACACCUCCUCCCCAGCUUGUCCGCUCGGGGACUCCCCAGGCUGCCGGGGGCCAUUCCAUGUGAGAGGCUGGGCCCUCCUCAGGCCAGCAGCGUGACAGCUCUCCAGGUGGCACUAAUUCUCCCUCCUGCCUGGGCUGUCCUAAGAGAUGCAGCAAAUAGACAAGUAACUUUUAAAAAUUCAUCCAUUUUCCCAUGGCAGUUUUAUUUGGAUUAUCAAUCUUUCCCACACCAAUGAGAUUCUGGAGGCUGAAGGGAGGAGAGAAGGCACCUCGACUCAUCACAGCUGUCCAGGGGACAGGGUGUUGAGAAGCGUAAGAAAAUCCAAGGCCAUCAGAGCCUUUCUCUUAGUAGGUCAUAACAUUUAAUGACUUAAUUACCUAUUUCCUCCUCCUACUCUUGCAAGUUAUGGAGAAGAUGAGGCUUGAAUCACAGGGGUGUCGCUUGUUGGGGGCAAAGAAGAGAUUGCAAGCAAAAUCUUAAAACCAGGGAUUCUAUGGCUGUCCACUGGAUAAAUAUUUUCUGCUAGUUGGUGAGUUGGGAAGAUCUAUCUCAGCCUGGCAAUUUUUGGCAAGGUCUUGGAGGCUGGUGGGACUGGGCAUCAUGGUGGGAGAGGGCGUAGGAUGUCCGUGUGUGUGUGUGUGUGUGUGUGUGUGUGUGUGUGUGUGUAUGUGUGUGUGUGUUGUGUUGUGUUGUGCUGUGCUGUGCUGUGUUGUGGGAUUACCCUUUAAGUAUGUGCUCCCAGAACCCCUUCUUCAGAGGGUCACUUUUUUCUUUUAAUCUCAUGUCAGGGCUGCCUGGGAAUUAUUUUGAGAACCAAUAGGUUUUACAUUAGACAAGCAGGACAGUGAUACUUUGGUACAGAAUUUAAUCAAUUAAAACUUUAAAAAAUGACCUUUUAAAAGGGUACAGGUUAUAAAUGUACAGCCUGAUUAAAGUUUCACUGUGAACACUGCCAUACCAAGAACUAAAAUUACUGUAGAUAAAGUUUUAUGAUGAAAAAAUCAAGGGGCAAGAUGAGCGUUAAGCAAAUGUAUAACUUCUAUCUUCUGCCUGGCAAAUUGAAGGGAAAAUGCAAUUCACAAGAAAGUUUGGAAAAAGCAUGUACUCAAUAGAAAGUUGGGUAAAAGAUACAAUAUCCUUAAACAUAUGAAAAGAUGUUUAACCUCAUUCAUAUUUAGAGAAAUACAAAUUAAAACUGUAUUGAGAUACUUUUCACUUAAAUUGGAGAAAAUAAAAAGUAGAUCAGCACAUGCUUUUGGAAGGGCUGUGGGAAACAGGCAAUCUUAUACAUAAAUGGUAAGGAUGCAAACUGGGAAUAUUUCGCAAUAUCUAAAGAUACUGUAUGUACAUUUUCUAUUUCUGCCAGUAAUUCCACCUCUACAGAUUUAUUUCCAAAAAUAAGAAAAUACUUACGCACAAGGUAAUUCUGUGCAGAAUUCGUUGUAACUGAAAAAUGUUGGAAAAAAAAAAAAACUAUGUAGCUGAACAUCAGAGAAUAAUUGAAUACCUCCAUACAAUGGAGUACUAUGCAGCUAUGAUAAAGAACAAAGACUGUCUCUCUGAACUGAUAUGGGGUGAUUUCCAGUAUCGUUUGUUAAGCGGAAAAAGAAAGUAUCUAUACUAUGUACCUUUUAGGUAAGAAAUAAGAGAAAAAUGUUCCUGUAUCUAUUCAUUUCUGCAAAGUAAAACAUAAGAAGAAUAAAAGAGAAAAUAAUUAGCUUGGUUCUGAUGGGUGGUGGUGGUUGGAAAUAGGGCAGAAAAAACUGGGAAUAGGAACAGGAUGGAAGGGGUGUGGGAGAGUGACAUUUCUCUAACUAUAUAUUUGCUAUAGUUUUGACUUCUAGAACCAUAGUAUAUUUCAAAUGCUUAAAAUAUAUAAAAUCAAUAAAGAUAGAAACCCAAAAUGAAGUAUACACAAAAAUAAGUGAACCUAAUUAUAUUGCUAUCUUAUAAAUGAACACAUACAUACUCACUCAUGCACACACAUGUUGAUCACACCCAGCAUGCAACAUGAAGAUCUUGUUUCUAAAUAUUUUCCAGUAAAAGAAAUUACGAGUCUUUGAAGAAAUAGCUAAUUGCAGGGCUGGGGCUGGGAUAUCUUUCUAUUUUAGAAAGUUAUAAACUGCUUAACAAAUUACGGGGACAUGUCACAAACCACGAUGACCAGGCUGAAGGGGCUUCCACUGACCAAAUCUGGGACAUUUGAAUAUUAAAAUAGAUGACGGUAAUUUUAACUGAGUGAUUAACUUUCACAUCACCAGUUGUUGGACAAACAGAUAUCACGGGCCUCCUGAUAUAAUGCAAGAAGAACACAAUAUCACUUCUAUGGUUUUCCUGCCAAAAUACAGAACCAGAACCUAUGAUCUUGAGGAAACGUCAAUCAAACCCAAACUGAGGAACAUUCUUCAAAAGAAAUGGUCUGUAUGCUUCAAAAAUGUCAACUCGGGAAGACAAAGAAAGACAGAGGAAGUGUUCCAGAUUAAAGGAGACGAAGGGGACAACAAAGCGUCCUGUGUGAUCCCAGAUCAGAUCCCGGACCUGAGGGCUGUUUCCCACUUUGAUUGUAAAGGACAGCAGUAGACAAUAGGUGAAAGUUGAAUAAGGCUUGUUGGUUAGAUAAUAGUAUUGUAUCCUGAUUUUGAUCAUUGCCCUCUGGGUAUAUAAGAGAAUGUUCUCUAUUUUACAAAAUAGUCACUGGAUGCAGUUGGAGGGGACAGACGUAAUCUAUGAGAUUUUAUAUAGAUAGAUGAUGGAUGGAUGGAUGGAUGGAUGGAUGGGUCGAUGGAUGGAGCAGUAGGCAGAUUCGAUGGAGGAGUGGACGGAUGGAGAUAGAUAGAUAGACUAAAAAUUGAUAGAGGGAUAGACAGACGGAUGGAACCGG